AUGGCGAGCUUUUUUAAUAUUGCAGAUAGGGUCCCACACCCUGGCCAAAACAAAAAGCACUGCCUCCGCCAUGUCUAUAAUAACGCGCCCGUUACCCACAGGGGCCCCGCCACACUCAGGCCGUCCCGCCAUACAGCAAGGGACCCCACACACACGGCUCGUAGCCUACCUCUUAUAGUGCUAUAUAGGGGUAUUAAGUGCCUAGAAGGUAUUAAUUACUAUAAGCUAUUUAGAGUACUCCUAAAGGUAGCUACUAAACUAUCUAUACUAGGAGAAGAUAGGCUUUUUAUUCUAGAAGGUUAUAAGGCUAUAAAGGUAUAA
Molecule: messenger RNA, 321 nt
Organism: Cordyceps militaris CM01
Lineage: Eukaryota; Fungi; Ascomycota; Sordariomycetes; Hypocreales; Cordycipitaceae
Exons: 8
Coding region: 1-321 (106 amino acids)
Source: RefSeq, a predicted model, not a curated record